Varanus komodoensis (Komodo dragon) is the source of this 1176-nucleotide messenger RNA. RefSeq names its product alkB homolog 4, lysine demethylase (gene ALKBH4). The coding region runs from base 37 to 1107 and encodes 356 amino acids. The record is from RefSeq and is a predicted model, not a curated record. NCBI's taxonomy places the organism in Eukaryota, Metazoa, Chordata, Lepidosauria, Squamata, Varanidae. Gene Ontology annotation, biological process: actomyosin structure organization; oxidative demethylation; protein demethylation. Gene Ontology annotation, molecular function: actin binding; demethylase activity; oxidoreductase activity. Gene Ontology annotation, cellular component: contractile ring; midbody. The transcript has 4 exons.
GCGGAGGCGGCGGCGAAGGCUGGCGGCGGCGGCGCGAUGGAGGCGGCCGCGCGGCGUGGAAGCGGCGGCGGAGGGGCCGGCGGGCCCGGGGGCUGCGGGUGCAAGGGGAUCCGCGCCUGCCUGCUCUGCGAGGCCGCUCCGCCCCCGCAGAAAAAUGCAAACUUUGUUUACUGCCCACUGACUGGCUUUGCUGUGGGAGAAAAAGAAUCCAAAUUUGCAGGCUGGGCCUUUCCUUUUCCAGGAGUGUUUUUGCUGGAAAACUUCAUAAGUGGAGAUGAAGAACUCAAAAUAGUUGAGCUGAUGGAUCGAAAUGCUUGGAAGCCAUCACAGUCUGGCCGAAGAAAGCAGGUGGUUGAUUGCAAUGGCCUCUGUGAGCGGGGAAAGACCGCUCCCAUCCGAACUGAUCAGUUUACUAACAUUUCUUCAGCUGGGUGGCAGUUCUGCUCAGAAAACAUAAUGCUUCGUCCAAAGCAGUUUGGUAAGGAUUAUGGCCCCAAAGUGAACUUCAAGAAGCGCAAAUUGAAAGUGGGUACUUUUGCUGGGCUGCCCUGCUUCAGCCAGGAGAUCGUGGCACGGAUGAGAAACUAUUCUGUGCUGGAGGGCUUUUUUCCUGUUGAGCAGUGCAACCUAGAUUAUGGCCCUGAGCGAGGAUCCUCGAUUGACCCACACUGGGAUGACUGGUGGGUUUGGGGGGAGCGCCUGGUUAGCUUAAACUUGCUUUCAUCAACGGUGCUUUCCAUGUCUUGUGACUUGGACGACAGUUUCCAGUUAUUCCCUGCCUUUCUACAACAAGACAAGCAGAUGUACAGCUCCAGACCUCCGGAUGUUUCUCAGGACCAUCAAACUGUUGAUCCCACUUCCACUGGGUCGGUUCCAUUCAAAGAAGUAACUGUUGCCAUUCAUCUGCCUCGGAGAUCCCUGGUGGUUCUCUAUGGAGCCGCUCGCUAUAAAUGGAAACAUGCCAUUUAUCGCAAUCAUAUUAAAAGCAGGCGCAUCUGCAUCACUUUCAGGGAAUUGUCUGCAGAGUUCAGUCCUGGAGGAGAACAGGAAGAGCUGGGCAAAGAACUCCUGGGAAUGGCACAGACGUUCCAGGGAAUACCUGUAUGAGCAUUCAGGUGAAAGAACUGGGACUCUUUGUUUGGCCACUGGAAAUUAAAAAUUCAGGGCUUUCGUAAA